Sclerotinia sclerotiorum 1980 UF-70 is the source of this 231-nucleotide messenger RNA. RefSeq lists its product with no specific name. NCBI's taxonomy places the organism in Eukaryota, Fungi, Ascomycota, Leotiomycetes, Helotiales, Sclerotiniaceae. The record is from RefSeq and is a predicted model, not a curated record. The transcript has 2 exons. Bases 1 to 231 code for a protein of 76 amino acids.
AUGGUUCAAAUCAUCCUCUCCAUGUUAAACAGAGAGAGGGGUAGAAACGAGCCACUAGAUCCUCAGCCUCGUGCGGGGUUGGAUUUGGAGGUUACCUUUUACUUUAUUUACCCUUUCACUUUUUUCUCACCGGAAGGGGUCGUGGUAACUACUAGGGCUCCUUCCUCCCUGAAUCUUCCUUUCCUUCUAGAAAGAAGUAAGGAAAGAAAGAAAGAAAGAAAGGAAGAAUAA